CCCCCCAGUUCCGCCUACACGCCACACCCUGCCCCGCCAAGCCCCACAGUAAUUACCCGAGGUAAUCGCCAAGCCUUGUGUCUGACGUUAGCAGUGACGGCCGGCGGGAGGGAACGCCCCGGCCAACGGCCCCAUGACCAGCCCCUGCGUGAUCUGGGUCAGGAGUAGCAUUGGUCGAGCACUAGUUCUGCCCCCUUCCCCUCCCAGGUGACCUGACCUGCAAGGUCAGGCGCGAGGGUCUCGCUCGCUGUCGGUACAGGGGAGUAGCAGGGUCACCGGCGGCACUCACUCGGCCACCCGCUGCCGUUACAGACCCCGACGAGACGCCUGCCCUCGACCACUUCAGGGCCACUCGAAUGAUGCAUCAAUUUUUACUCCCGUUGAAAUAAUCCCCCAUAAUAAAGAGGGGACAAGCGCGUCGUACGUGGCGUGCAAGCCUACUAUGCAAGGUGUCCCAUAGGGCCUGUACUUUUGUUUGGCGAUUCAGACGUGUGGCCACCCGGGGCGUGCCGCCGUCGGGCCGCGACACCAGGGGCCGGGACAUGCCCGAGCACGACCAGCUGUCCGCGCCGGCCUCCUCCGCGCACAAGGCCGCCAGGCUCCCUCUCAAGGCGCCGCCCCAGGCUGUGCCCGGGGUCUUCAUCGUGCACGCGGCGCCCUUCUCGGUGCCUCUGGACGCCGAGGCGACGCACACGACCGUGUCCCAGCGGCCGGUAGAUGGGCUGCUCACGUCCACUGAACCCCGACGAGGGCGCGCGGCGGCCACGGUCGGCCGGUCACGGCGACGGCCGCCUUGGGCUCUCUGCCCCCCCUCGAGUGUUACAACAGGGACGGGGGCCCACACCAUAACAAGGCCCGACACGUUCCAGGCCGCGCACGACUACAAGUGGAGGUCCAGGAUGAGCCCGCUAGGACACAAGGACCUGGGCGGCAAGCGCUCCAGCGUCAGCUCCUACGCGUCCCCCGAGGCGUACGCCAGGGCCUACGUGCAGAGCGAGGUCGGGGCGGCCACGAGGCUGAGGAGCACGGACACCUCGCUCGCCAACGGCCGCCUCCACUCCCUCCACUCUGGCACCCUGGGGCCCCCAGCGCCGGCCCUGUUCAAGACCGAGGAACAGCACUGCAGUCUGAUGGACAAUAAUGUCAUGAAGCAGACCGUAAAGACGGUAGCCCCCAUCUUGUGGAUCUUCGUGGUGUACGGGCUGCUUCCCGUGCGGUUCAAGCCAGGAAUUGGACUCCGACCGAAUGACGGCUUCCCGCCUCGAGGAGUUUCGCCUCGCGUGGCUCAACCUGCGCCAGCUGACGCUUGACCUAGGCAGCAUGCCUCUCACGGGCUUGUCGAUAGUCUUCUACCUCCUCGUCAUGGUGACGCUGACCAGCUACCAGUCUGCCGUGUCCUACUACAACAACUACACCCUCCUGUGCUUCGGCAGCACCGGCUGCCUCCUCCUGUCCCAGUUGGCGCUCAUCCACAUCUUCGACACGGCGCACCGGCUGAAAGACGUGCUGUCGACUAGUUUCUACGAACCUCUGGCAUCGAAAAGCUGGAGAGGACUGCCGGCUGACCUGCUCACCGAGCACCAGCAGUUUUUACACACGAUAUCGACUAACCCGGCCGCGGUGACUUUUAUGGGCAUGAUCAGCAUCAAACGUCCAACGUAUCUAAGCAUCAUGGCAGCCAUUGCCACAUACCUGAUAGUUCUCUUCCAGCUUCGGAUGUCCGACGAAGAUUUACCAACAAAAGCGACGACUAAUUCAACAGAAUCCAGUUUAGAUUCUUUAUGUGGCAGCAAAACGUCGAAAUAAAACUUCCCUUUUUACACGA
This is a messenger RNA of Frankliniella occidentalis (western flower thrips), 1825 nucleotides long. RefSeq lists its product as uncharacterized. The record is from RefSeq and is a predicted model, not a curated record. The transcript is spliced from 6 exons. Bases 1246 to 1806 code for a protein of 186 amino acids. NCBI's taxonomy places the organism in Eukaryota, Metazoa, Arthropoda, Insecta, Thysanoptera, Thripidae.